AUUUAUAAUUUAUAACCCACCUCCUCCGACUCUGUGCUAUCAUUGUCACCAUCACCGCCAAAAUUCAAAUGCGACUCACCUUCUUCUUCCCCCUUACCCGUAACCUAUUUAUCCUCAAAACCAGGUUUUAUUACACGUCUGCCACUGUGCUGGACUCGCCUUUCAGUCUCCUCCAUUUCCUCCAUCUCUCAGCUACCCAUGAAUCUCACCAACUCAACAAGCAAGCCCACGCUCGAGUUUUCUUAUUUGGGCUCACUCAAAACCCGUUUUUAGCCUCAAAGCUCGUCUCUUUAUACGCCUCUUUUGGACACAUAACUGAGUCGAGAGCUGUUUUUGACUCAGUUGAAGACAAGAGUAUUUAUCUUUGGAACCUAAUGAUCAAUGGGUAUCUUAGAAGUUACUCAUAUAUUGAAGCUUUUGAUUUGUUUUGCAAAAUGGGUCAUUUUAAUGCAAAACCUGAUGAUUAUACAUUGGCAACGGUUUCGAAAGUUGCUGGCGAAAUCAGGGACUUGAAAGUGGGGAAAUUGGUUCAUUGCCAAAGUAUAAAAACUGGAUUUGUUUUGGAUAUCGUAGUAUCCAAUUCUUUAAUAUCAAUGUACGGAAAAUGUGGAGAAUUUGAGGCGAUGAAGAAAGUGUUUGAAGAAAUGUGUGAACGAAAUGUUGGGUCUUGGAAUGCGUUGAUUUUAGGGUAUGCGAAUUCAGGGGAUUGGAUAUUGCAGAAGGAUUUGUGGGAAAUUGUUAGAAAUAUGCAAAUUGAUGGAAUGAAACUUGAUGAAUUCACAAUUUCGAGUCUUUUAUCUUUGAGUGGUGCUGAGGGUCCUUGUGUAUGUAAUUAUGGGAGGGAACUUCAUUGUUAUAUUUUGAAGAAUGAACUGGAUUCGAGUUUUGGUUCACAUGUUCAUUUGGGUUGUUGUUUAAUCCAUAUGUAUUCGAAGAGCAGUAAAGUCUUGAUGGGUAGAAAUGUUUUUGAUAGAAUGAGGUUUAGAAACGUUUAUGCUUGGACAGCAAUGAUCAAUGGCUACGUGGAAAAUGGAGAUUUUGAUGAAGCGCUGGUUCUUUUUCGGGAAAUGCAGUUGAGUGAUGGAAUAGAACCCAAUAAAGUCUCUAUUGUGAGUGUUCUUCCUGCUUGUAGCUCCUCUGCUAGUUUGAUGGCAGGGAAACAGAUUCAUGGUUAUGCAAUUAGAAAAGAACUGAGCCAUGUUGUGGCUUUGUGUAAUGCGUUGAUUGAUAUGUAUUCUAAAUGUGGGAGCUUGAAUAGUGCAAGACAAGUUUUUGAGAAUGGUUCAUUCUGUAAAGAUGCUAUAUCUUGGACUUCAAUGAUUAAUGGAUAUGGAUUACAUGGAAAGGGUGAAGAAGCCAUAAGUCUGUAUAACCGGAUGCUUUUGCUUGGGAAUAAACCAGACACGAUAACAUUGGUAGGGGUGCUUUCUGCUUGUGGAAGGUUGGGAUUGGUAAAUAAAGGUCUUAGUCUUUAUAACACAAUAACAAAUGAAUAUGGGAUGAAGCCAACAGUUGAGAUCUGUGCUUGUGUUGUUGACAUGCUAGGUCGAUCAGGACAGCUUGAUCAAGCAUUAGAUUUUAUCAAAACAAUGCCUGUUGAACCAGGGCCAAGUGUUUGGGGGGCUCUUGUUAGUGCUUCUAUAAUGCAUGGGAAUAUUGAGAUGCAAGACCUUGCCCAUAGGUUUCUCAUUCAGUUAGAACCUGAAAAUCCUUCAAAUUAUGUCUCACUCUCGAAUUUUCAUGCUUCUUCCAAAAGAUGGGAUGCUGUCGCAGGAUUAAGAAAAAUGAUGAAGGAAAGGGGUUUGAGAAAGGCACCUGGGUGCAGCUGGAUUAACAUUAAUGGCAAGACUCAUUGCUAUUAUGUAGCUGAUAAGUCACAUCCUCAUUCCGUUUCGAUUUAUGAGAUACUAGAUGGUCUCAACUUUAUAAUGAAGGCAGCUGGUUAUCCUAGUGAUUUUGAAGAGUUGACACAGAUCACUAGUCAAAUUAAUUGCUAAGAGGCUCUGCGCGGUUUCCUUUGCAAGUGGAGUCGAUCACUAAUGAGUUGCAUGGUGUUGUGGAUAUAAUUUCUCCAAUCAUGAUCAAAGCUCAAUGAGUCUAUCACCAUCCAUAGAAAAGUCUCUGUUUCGGGUUGGUUUUAUUUAUAGCAUAUUAAUUCUAGUAUUUAUUUAUUUAUUUUUAAUAAAGAACAAUAAUUUAAAGAAUGGUGCUAUCCAUAGUGU
Molecule: messenger RNA, 2222 nt
Organism: Durio zibethinus
Lineage: Eukaryota; Viridiplantae; Streptophyta; Magnoliopsida; Malvales; Malvaceae
Product: pentatricopeptide repeat-containing protein At3g12770-like
Biological process (GO): RNA modification
Molecular function (GO): RNA binding; protein binding
Source: RefSeq, a predicted model, not a curated record